Eimeria acervulina is the source of this 855-nucleotide messenger RNA. RefSeq lists its product as hypothetical. The transcript is spliced from 2 exons. The record is from RefSeq and is a predicted model, not a curated record. The annotation marks the transcript as partial. NCBI's taxonomy places the organism in Eukaryota, Apicomplexa, Conoidasida, Eucoccidiorida, Eimeriidae.
AAUACACUAGACUCAGGGAUGCCUCCUCAGUUGGAAGCAGAGCUGGCAGCUAUGUAUCCGCAUGCGAAGUUCGCUGCUCUAAGGACAGGGGGCCCCUUUCCCUUUCUUGCUGCAGCAGAUGAGGUGUCUAUGCACCUUGAGCUCCACCUCCGCCGUUGCGGGGCAGCGCAUGCAGCCCCAUUGGCUGCGUCUAAGCAUGCGCCUACAGCACCAGCAGCAGGUGCAGCACCAACACCAGCAGCAGGUGCAGCAGCAACAGCAGCAGCAGCAGCAGCCCCACCUUCAGACACCAAACGCAGGGAGGACUUUAUGCAUCUGGGGUAUAAAGAACCCCUUAAGUACAACAGUCUCUCUUCUAGAGACAGAGACGAAAUGCAGCAGCAGCAGCAGCAGCAGCUCAGAGCCAGCAGCAACCAGGCUGUCUCUGCAGCGGAGGAGAUCCCUCAGCAGCAGCAGCAACAGCAACAGCAGCAGCAGCAGCAGCAGCAGCAGCGGCGGCCGCCUUUGUUAAGCCCGCUGCACUCUUACGAUCUCCUGUCUCCUGAGUCUUCUUCUUCCCCAUACCCCCGGAAGCUGCAGCAAGAGGCCCCUGCAGCAGCAGCUGUUUGGGGGCAGGCAGCAGCCAGCAGCAGCAGCAGCAGCAGCAGCUGCAGCGUUAGCAGCUCCGGCAGCUGUGAGAGCAGCAGCCUGCAGCAGCCCUUGAGCCCCCUUGUGUUUAAAGACAACCAAACCAACGCCCAUCACAGCAGCAGCAGCAGCAACAGCAGCAGCAGCAGCAGCAGCAGCAGCAGCAGCAGCAGGAAUGCACCCCCAGACUCAGUUAGAGACACAGGCGCACCCUCAAUCCCCUUCUAA